AUGAGUCAUGGGCGGUUAUCACAAAGUGCAAUACUCGAGCAAUUACUCGAAGAAGACGAAGAAGAGAGUGAAUCAGAGCUUAGCGACCAAGGCUCUGAAAAUACGACCACAUUGUUGCAGAGGAACCUCUACCUGCUGAAGAAUCAAACGUCUCGGACUCAGAAGAGGAGAUCAACGAUAGCGGGCCUUCCCAGAAAACUAAAAAGAAACAUAAGGGAGUAUCUGAAUAUAGAAGAAGGAACUGCUGAUACUGAAGCAGCUAGUUCUGGUACAUGCAGAGAAACCUUGUAUCUGGGACAAAUGCUGAUUGGUUUUACAAUAUCAUGGUCAGGACCUAUUAUACCGAAACUUCAGGACUUAGAACAAUCUCCUAUAUCACAUACAUUGACAGACACACAAGCUUCGCUUAUUGCAUCUUUAUUAUACAUAGGUUGUAUACCAGGUCCAUAUCUUGUUGGAUGGCUUUCAAACACCAAGGGUCGAAAACCAUGUUUCCUGCUAGGUGGUCUUCUAAGCAUAAUAGGUCUAGGAAUAGUCCCGAAUGUCUUGAUCGGUGAGAUGUUCACGCCAAAUGUUAGAAGCAAUGGAUCAACAUUAGCAAUCACAGUGACCUGGUUAAGUGGUUUCCUAGUCACUACAGCUUUUGGAGCGAUAGUGAACGACGUUGGUGCAUUCGUUCCAUUUUGGUUCUUUUCCUUUACUUGUAUUCUCGCAUUCCUCUUCACCAUAUUUUUCGUUCCUGAAACUAAGGGUAAAAGUUUGUUAGAAAUACAAAUGGAUUUAGGUAAAAAAUAG
Messenger RNA from Danaus chrysippus (African queen), 795 nucleotides. The record is from the annotation of a GenBank genome assembly. Lineage: Eukaryota; Metazoa; Arthropoda; Insecta; Lepidoptera; Nymphalidae.